CCGGGGGCGGCGGCGGCGAGCGGGGCUCGCUGAGGGGAGGGCGCUCCAUGGGCAGCGGGGCUUCCGCGCGAGGGGCCCGCGGCGGCCCGGCUGCUGCAUGCGCUCGGCCGCCGCUCUCCGGGUUUCACCUCUGGCUUGCCCAAUGGCCGCCAAGUGACAGCGAGUGUUGACUGCGAGCUCUCCAGGCGCGGCGGCUGCUGGGAUGUUGCGGCAGAACGGCGGGAGCAACAAGCGUGGUUUGGGAUUAGCCCGCCUGUCCACCUCCAACUUCUUCACCAUCUCCACUGCAGGAAACUGGGCAAUGGGGCGCAGCACCAAGAGCAGCUCUCUGAGCAGCAUUAGCUCCAACUCUGACUGCUUUGAUUAUCCUGUUGUGGAUCCAGAAUAUAUCAUGCAAGUGGUGAACGAUGUCCGAAAAUUUGCAGAUGUGCUACUGUAUUUGAGGGAAGCCUUUCUUUCAGAAGAAAAUCAUGAUGGCCUGCAUCAAGUAGUUCAUGAGCGCCUGGGGGAGUUACUACGUGUUUUAAAAGCAGUGAUAAAUAAACAUCAGACUCUAAAUUCAGUUGAUAUUCUUAGUGCUGCAGGAACAGUUAUUGCAAAAGUAAAAGCGGUGAACUUCAAAGAAGUUAAUGAAGAAAAUAAGAGAGAACUCUUCAGUGAAAUAUUUUCUUCCAUUGACAGAUUGGCACUCAAUUUUGGAAACGUUGUUUCAGACUUCCUUAUGGGAGAUGUAGACAAUGGCUCGUCACUGGGGCUUCCUGUAUCUCGGAGAAGUCGGUCUUUUGAGAAUCUUUCUGUGGAGUCUGGGGGUUCACUGCAUGAAAGGGAUGAUAUUCAAGGACAUCUUCGAGCAGAGGAGGUUGAUAGCAUGCUCCUAAGAAAUGACAGUGGAAUUGAGUCGGCUCUGUCCUAUGCCAAAGCAUGGUCCAAAUAUACCAAGGAUGUAGUGGCAUGGGUAGAAAAAAAGCUUAGCUUGGAAGUGGAGUGUGCUAAAAGUUUAGCAAAAAUGGCUGAAACUGCUAAAGCUGUUGUUGGACACCAGGAUUAUAUGCCAUUCCAGUCAAUAUUCAUUAAUGCUUUUCAAAAUGAUAUUGAGAACAGUCAACUUUGGCAACAAACAGCUGCUGCUCUCCAGUCUAACAAAUUUGUGCAGCCUCUUCUUGGAAGGAAAAAUGAGUUGGAUAGACAAAGGAAAGAUAUCAAGGACCUUUGGCAGCGAGAACAGAAAAAAAUGCAAGAUCUGGAAGCUGCUCUCAGAAAAGCCAAGUUGCUGUAUACCCAGCGUCAGGAUGAGUAUGAAAAGGCAAAAUCCUGCACUGCUCGUGCUGAGGAGGAACAGCUUAGCUCAAGUGGGAGCUUUGUGAAAGAUUUCAGCAAGCAACUUGAGAAAAAACGAAGGCUAGAAGAGGAAGCUCUUCAAAAGGCCGAAGAAGCCAAUGAGCACUAUAAAGCAAGCAUGGCAGAGGUUGAAGAAAAAAGAAAUUAUUUGGAAAGCUUUAAAAGUGAUGUUUUAACACAGCUUCGGGAGCUUAUUUACCAGUGUGAUCUUACUCUUAAAGCUGCAACAGUUAACCUGUUCCAGCUGCAGCAUGCUCAGGUUGUAUCUCUGCCAGUUAACUGCCAGUCCCUGUGUGAGAGUGCCAAACUCUAUGACCCUGGUCAGCAGUAUUCAGAGUUUGUGAAAAGUUUGCCAAAGGAUGGUGUUCCUGUUGAAUCAGGUUGUUUUGAAACCCAGAAUUCCCAGGUUGAUGGGGUUUUUAAUAAGCAAUCAACAAACAGCGUCCAUACAUCCCAUGGUAACUUAUCUCAGUGUUCAGGAGAUUUUCCUGCUCAGGCAUUAGAUGAUGUGGGAAGCCCAAUUUAUCAUCGUUCACAAAAGGUUAGAGAGAAGAGGUCUUCCAGCAACACAGAUAUUCCAGCAGUGCGAGGCCCACCACCGUUCAGAUCGUGGUCAGUUGGCAACCAGAGUGGGGGAAUGUGCAGUGACUCGGAAAGUGCAGGGGGGAGCAGUGAGUCCCGGUCCAUGGAUUCCCCGUCUGCCAGCCCAGGGGAUUUUAAAAGACGACUUCCCCGAACACCUUCCACUGGGACUAUGUCAUCUGCAGAUGAUCUUGAUGAAAGAGAGCCACCAUCUCCUUCAGACUGUGGUUUAAAUGAUCUCACAUCUGAAGCUGCAAAUUCUCCAGGACCUUUUAGAAAUGCUAAUAUGUCCAAAGCAGCACAAACACACAAACUGCGGAAGCUGAGAGCUCCAUCUAAAUGCAGAGAAUGUGACGGCCUGGUAGUAUUUCAUGGAGCUGAAUGUGAGGAGUGUUCACUUGCAUGCCAUAAAAAAUGUUUAGAGACUUUAGCUAUUCAAUGUGGGCACAAAAAACUUCAUGGAAGGCUUCACUUAUUUGGAGUGGAAUUUGCCCAAGCUGCUAAAAGUUUUCCUGAUGGCAUUCCUUUCAUCAUCAAAAAGUGUACGUCAGAAAUUGAAAGCAGAGCACUGAAUGUCAAGGGCAUCUAUCGUGUGAAUGGAGCCAAGUCAAGAGUUGAAAAGCUUUGUCAAGCUUUUGAAAAUGGAAAGGAUUUGGUUGAGCUCUCAGAACUCUAUGCACAUGACAUCAGCAAUGUUCUCAAGCUGUAUCUCCGCCAGCUUCCAGAGCCCUUGAUUUUGUUUCGGCUUUACAAUGAGUUCAUUGGACUUGCAAAAGAAAGUCAGAAUGCUAAUGAGGAAUUGGAUGCUAAACAAGCUAGCCCCAAAGCAAAGACAAGACAGUCACUCUGUAUUGAACUGAACAGGAUCAUCAUUAAAAUUAAAGAUCUUCUGAAACAACUGCCUGUACCAAAUUAUAACACUCUUCAGUACCUUAUUGGACACCUUCACAGAGUUACAGAACAGUGCGAUGAAAAUAAAAUGUCAGCCAGCAACCUUGGCAUAAUAUUUGGCCCAACUCUGAUCAGGCCGCGUCAAACCGAUGCUACGGUUUCUUUGUCAUCACUUGUGGACUACCCUUACCAGGCCCGGGUAGUGGAGCUGCUCAUAACAUACUAUGAAAAGAUAUUUGAUGUCUCCUUGAAACCACUUCUGAGCGCUUCUCAUGCUGAAGAAACAGCUGGUACUGUCAGAGUUGCUUUAUCAGCAGACGAGAGGGAGCCGCAGCAGCAGAGGAAAUCGUUUGUUGCUGUAAAGGAACAGGGUAUUCAAAUAGUUCCAUGUGAAAGAGCUUCAGAAACAGCUGCACUCUUUUUGGAAUCGAAGAAUAGCAAGAAUACAAAAGAAGCAGAUAUAUCUGUAUCUGGUGAUGUUGCGAGUCCAGCUUCAGAGAAAGACAAUGAUCCAUUCGUUUGUCUAGGUGAAGACCCCUGUCAAGUGAACUUGGUUACUGUGAAACCCAACCGUCAGAUGGGCAAAGUUCCGUUGCGGGCUCCAAGGACAAAGGCAGCGUCUCGCCCUGUCAGCCUGCCUGUGGACCGAAUACUGCCUCCGUGUGUUCUGAACGAAAGGAAUUCACGAAAUGCAGGGGCAGUGAGUUCAGAGAAGCUGGGCAGAAGCCCCACUAUUGAAGAAGUCUCAGAGGUGAAGGCAGUCCCUGCUGUUGAUACCUGCUGCAGACUGCCUUGUUAUGACAGCCAGAUGCUGCGAAAAACUUGGGACAAGCAGUACAAACAGUAUGAUAUCACAGCAAGGACAGCAAUGAUUGUGACUAACAUGCCCCAGGAGAUCCGAGCACUCGAGAGUGGAACUGCAGGUGCUUUAUCAUCAUCAAGCAGCCUUGGGAACAAUCCAGCUAAAGCCAUUCUUCCUAAUAAGCCAUAUUCUGUUGUCGGGUCAGGAAGGACAGCUGCAGAAGAGAAUGGUCCUGAUGUUAAUCCUCUUGCUGCCUUUAGGCCACCAAGAACAUUGCAACCACCCCCAGGGACAUUUUAUAAACCACCCUCUAACAAAUCAAAAGAAAAUGGAGAUGGUUCUUCUGCUAAAGCUUGUGCACCCACCGGUGCUAGCUCUGUGCUUCCCCAGGAUAAUACUGUGAAACUGGCUAGGAGCUCUGCACUGCUGUCAGGUGAUGAACAAAACACAAAUGAACAGAAAUCUAGCUCAGAGGAUAGUCACUCCACAGAUCUGAAGCCUGCUUACCAUAGACUGAGACCAAAAAGGAUCCAAGAACUGGAACACAGGGAAGCUCAUUUUGUAUAGGGUGCAAAUUCCUCUUGUACUAUAUGCAAUUUCUUGAUGUUGCCCAGUGGAGGCUUCCCUUUGCCCCUUUAUCCUUUGCCUUCCCUUGAGAAUCCCACUUUUGUGCCAUAUUUGAGUUAUUUUUAUAUAUGCAGCAUUUUAAAAAUGGGGGGAGGCCUGGGGAACUGUGAAUUAAAGUCAAACCUUUUGUAGUUCAGUAGCUUUCAAUAAAGAUGUAAUACAUUCCCAGUCUAGACACAGGGGUUCAUUGAAUAAGACAUUGAGCUUCAUUUCAUUGUGUGGAAUGGAGUGCUUAUUCAUAGAGAAACAGCUAUUUUUCUUAAUAGAUGUUAUAAUAAAAAUGAAAGGUUUAAUGUUCACUGUCUAAGCAUAAACCAAAGCUUGUGCUUUGCUCUGUAAAAGCAUUUGUUCAUUUUUCUAAUCUGUGCAAUUAAAGCUUUGCUUUUGAACAGGCUUACAUACUGGUCAGCAUGGCAAUAAUUAUGUAUCAUAUGUGUAUAUUUUAGGCAGACAUGGUUAUCUGUUGCCAUUUUUCUAUGUUGCCGCUUUAAUUUUUUCUUUUGUACAGCAAGGAUGCAUUUACUGAGCUUUACUAUUCAGAAGCAGCAGUCAAUUCACAUCUGGUCUCUUGUAUAGCUUAGUGAGUGGGGCAAAUGUGCACAGCCUGUUUCACUUGGGUGCCAUUCUGGACACAUUCAUUGCCCUGGUGUUGUCUUUCCCAGGUGAAUGACAAGGCAGUGAUUUGCUUGCUAUAGAUCAGUUUUACCACUUAACCUGGUGUAACUGAAAUUAAAAGCUUUGUUUCCAAGUUUCCAUGAAACAGAUAAAAAUAACCAAAAAUCAGCGUUAGUAGGUGCAUCUAAUGGUUUUCACUUUGUAUUAAAUGGUUUUUAUGUGUACACUGUGUUAUAUUUGCUUUAAAAUAUAUUAACGUGUUAACAUUUCAGUGACUCUAUGGCUUCUAUAUCUGGAUUUCUUCUAACUUAUUAAAAUACAGAUGUUUGGCCUUUGCAAUAGUGUAGUACUCUCCUGUAUCUGUCUUCUGGGACUAGGGGGUGGCAUGCUUUUCUUUAUGGGAUUACAAUUAGCAUGACCCUUUCCUGCAUACUGUAGAGUACAGUUGUUUUAGCAUGGUACUUUCUACUGAUGUAAGCACCAGGAUGACUCUCAAAGGAUGGCAAAGGUCAAAAAUCACUUUUCUGUUUUUUCAACAGGAAAUACACUGGACUUUAAUACACCAUUACCUUUGCCAAUCUUUCCUAAACACCACAGAUAAAAUCCCACAGUCUGUUUGGUGGACGUAAUCUGAUUUUUGUUUCUAAAACUCACAAUGCUGGACUUUGAUUCCUUGUCACAUUUCCACAGAAGUAGGACUUGCAUUCUUGGCAAAGGCCAUCGUAUCACUGGAUGGAUCUGGCCAUGCUUGAGGUCAUUUCUUGGGGAGCUGCCUCUUAUUACAAAAAACCUGAAAGCCCCAGAUGCUGCUGUCUGCCCAGACUGGUGUUGGGAGUUGCAGAACAAAAUAUAUGGAAAGGCUUCUUGACAUAGAUGGGAAUUUG
Molecule: messenger RNA, 5739 nt
Organism: Zonotrichia leucophrys gambelii
Lineage: Eukaryota; Metazoa; Chordata; Aves; Passeriformes; Passerellidae
Gene: ARHGAP29
Product: Rho GTPase activating protein 29
Exons: 23
Coding region: 203-4180 (1325 amino acids)
Biological process (GO): signal transduction; activation of GTPase activity
Cellular component (GO): cytoplasm
Molecular function (GO): GTPase activator activity
Source: RefSeq, a predicted model, not a curated record